This is a messenger RNA of Anoplopoma fimbria (sablefish), 1350 nucleotides long. RefSeq names its product G0/G1 switch protein 2-like. NCBI's taxonomy places the organism in Eukaryota, Metazoa, Chordata, Actinopteri, Perciformes, Anoplopomatidae. The transcript has 2 exons. The coding region runs from base 123 to 503 and encodes 126 amino acids. The record is from RefSeq and is a predicted model, not a curated record.
GUAAAGGUGUGUUCUUGCCACAAACUGGAGCUCUUGAGUAGUGUCGACCUCUGACUAGAACAAACCACAAAGUUCAUCACAGUCUUCAUACAACCUUCAUCACUUCGUCUCAGCCAUUGGAAAUGGAAAGCAUGCAGGAGUUGAUCCCCUUCGCCAAAGAGAUGCUGAGUCAGAAACCCAGCUGUGGUCUGCUGAAGGUCUACCUGGUGGGUUCGGUGUUUGCAGUGUUGGGGACGGUAAUUGGCCUGGUCGAGACCGUGUGCCACCCCUUCUCCUCUGGUGAGCCCAUGGACGCAGAGAUGGUCCUCAUGUUGGCCCGGGAGCAAAGAACUGUUGAGGCCGAGAUACAGAGGGAUGCAAGGGGUCAGGAGGAGGAGGAGGAGGAGGAGGAUGAGGAGGAGAAGCUGACUCAUGAAAAAGGGGCCGUGACCCAGACCACCAACCUCUACAAGACCCAUAAACCCAUCCAGCGGAGCAUGGCCAACCGGCUGCAUGCUUCCUAAAGCCAAAGGGUCAGCCCCUAGUGACUUGAGAUAUUUAUCAGGGAACUGGUCCUGCCACACCACCGACUUGUGCAACACGUACAUAAUCUGAAGCUUUAGAGAAAGAUGUGUCUGAGCUGCCUGCCAUUCUAUGCUGCUUUUUAAUGACGCCUUUAGGUGCAGUUGGAAAUGUUCUAAGUAUGCCUUUUAUGCAUUGGAUGCACAUGAAAGACCCCGGAAGGCUCUAGUGGCAGCCUACAUGGGAGAGUUGAGACUUUUGGACAGACCUCAUGUCAAGAAUAUAGUAAAUAGUAUAAGAGAAGUGCACAUUCACUCAGUACGACAGGGAUUUGGAUCCUCCAGUUGGAACCCUGAUUGCUCAGCAAACAUUAGAAUUGUUAUUUCUCGCAUAUUCAUCCUUGGAGUAAGGUUUCUUUACUAUGUGAAUCUAGUCAGGGUUAAAAGAUAUGAAAAUUCCUAAAAGAGCCCUGAAAUAUAUGUGUGCUACAUAAAACCCCUUUUUUAAAUAUUCUGCUGCUGAAACACAAAGUUUAGUUUCUACAAAAAAAAAAAAAAAAAAAUGAAAACAGCAGACAGACAAAAAACAAGGUUCAUUUUGUUCAUAUUUAACAAUCCAAAGUUGGGAGGCUAAAAUUAGGGAGUUUAAGAGAAGUACCUGAAGGCAGCGUGGUGUUGAGAGCCUGCCUGGCUGGUAAGCUGCUGUGUAGCACCGCCUGUUGUCUGGUGGGUGUAUCUAAUCGGCCCAUCCUCCCACUCACUGUGUUCAAGGAGAGCAGUGUUAUGCUGUGUGUAUAUACUGUAAAUAUACAAUCUUUUUCAUACCAAUAAAGUUGAUUUUAUUUAUAAA